Messenger RNA from Vitrella brassicaformis, 2725 nucleotides. NCBI's taxonomy places the organism in Eukaryota, Vitrellaceae. The record is from the annotation of a GenBank genome assembly.
GUGAUGAAUGUGCGUGUAAGCAUGCAGGGCGAUUGCACAGGUACACGUGUCAUGGAUGCCAUAUCGAGAGAUUCUGCACAGAUCUCAUUCAUUCGCCCACACCUAGCCCGGCCCCACUUGCCUCGCCCUCUCUAUCGAUGGGCACGGCAGCCGCUGCUGCUGCUGCAGCGGAAGACGGCUGUGCCACUGCUGCAGAACUGCACAGACACGCACACACACAGAGACGACAAAUCGCUUCAAGUCACGCUCGCGUUUUGGUGUAUACGCAUACCUUGAUGAUGUCUCUACGCGGCCGCCUGGAGGGGAGCUGGUCAGACUGCCAGAGUACUUGACAUAGCGCUCCUCCUUGCGCCCGGCCAGCGACUGCCCCACUGCCGCGACCACCAGCCCCCCGUCGAUCUCUGUCCCUGGCUGAGGCCGCAAAUGCGUCAUCUCAGGAUGCACAAAACCCGCCGGCUCGCGGCCCACACGCUCAGCUGGUCCCGCCUCCGUCAAGUUGAUGAUGCCGGCUUUCUCCGCCUGUUCUGCGGUGCUCUGGAAGGCCAUGCGGGCUCCCGUGGUCUUGGUUGCGACGCUGCCGGCGCCGCCCUCGAUCUCAUAUGCCGAUGGGAGGUUGACGGAUCGCCAGUCGAUGCCGCUCAUCUGGGGCUCGACCAUCUUGUCUUUGACGGUCAGCACCUCGUAUGGCACCUCCACUACGCGCUCGACGGGCACCUGAGCGAAGAGCGAGAUAGAAAGAGGUGAGAACGGCGGAGGGAUGGGGGGUGGUCUGCUGGCUGUUUGUUUCCUUGGUGCAUCGAUGCACCCACCCACCUGUCGUUUGACCACGAACGGCACCUCGACGUAGACGGGCUUGACCUCGUACUUGGGGAUGGGCUUCUCCACAUACACGUCCUUGGUCUCGUAUUGCACCUACACACACAUGUGGGCAUCCAUCGUCAUGUCCUUUUAUGGAUGUGUGUGAGUGUGGUGGGUGUUGUGCAGUGCAGUGCAGUGCAUCGUACGUGGGGCACUUCGACGAUUUUUUCGACGAGCACUUCUUUGUAUUGGAUUUCGGUCCGCUUGACCUCCCUGACCUUCUCCUCAUACACAGUCUCCACCUGAUACUCGACACGCUCAACAGGCACCUGACACACACAAGGGAUAAAAAGGGACCAGCGGCGUCUGUGUCUCCAGUGCCUGCCUUGCCGUGAUUCAUUGUCCUCGCUCACCUCUCUGUAUUCGAUGUGCGGGACCUCUACGAUUCGUUCGCGUAUCUCUGUGGGCCCGGGGAUGGCCAUGACCUUCUCGACGGUCUCCACCUCGGGGAUAACAAUCACCUCCUCACGCUCGCCACUGAGACGUACACAGACGCAGAAACACAACACAUGCAGUGGACGGAAGGAUCUGCCUGGCUGACGUCUCGGCUAGUGUGUGCCUUCUCUCUGCGUGUCAGCCAGCCUACAUGUAUUCGGGGACUUCGACGAUUUUCUCCACGAUCUGCACCUGCGGCACCUCCACUAUCUUCUCCUUGAAGUGGCGGACGGGAACCUGACAAAGCGACAGGCAGGGCAGGGCGUGCCGUGACAUGACAUGACAUGACAUGAUGGACGCCUCUUGUCUGGUGCGUGUGGCUGUCUGGCUGCGCAUCCUACCACCACUUCGCGCUCCUGUAUCUCGAGUUUCGGUAUCUGCACAAACUUCUCCAUUGUUAUGAUCUCAGGCACCUGAGAAGCACGCAGGAAGAGAGCCACACACAGCCGACAUGACACGGGGGGUCGCAAACGUGGGCGAAUGUGUGUUGGAUCUGCUGCCUGCCCCUCGCACACACAUACCUCCACCACGUGUUCCCGCAUUUCGAGAAGGAACUCAUCCACCACCUUGCCGUCGUCCCUGCAAACACAAUGAAGGCUCUCCUUCCAUCCCCGUGCGAUUUCUUCAUCUGUGUGUGUGUGGCUGACCCCAUCCGCUGCACACGGUAGGAGUCGAUGAAGUUGUCGGCGACCACCGUGCGGCUCUCGUAGUCCACACGCCGGGACAACACCUUACCAUACUCAAACCCUGCACAAUCAACCGAGGACACAGAUGAACACAUGUAUUUCCAGUGGACACUUCUCCUCCUCCCAUGCCUUUUGUGAUCCUCACCAGCCUCCUCCCUCUCCUCCUUUUCCUUGUACUCGGGCAGAUAGCAUGGCACCGUCACCUCACCCUCCUUGCUGAUGCGGAUGGGCUUCGAGCAAAUGCCGCAGAUGAUGUGGUCUUCUAUGUCGGCCAUCUCGCCCUCUUUCUGGUAGAAGGCCAUGAUCUCUUUCUGGUAGGGGCACAGCCGACAGAUGGCUGGUGGUUGACGGAUGUGGAUCCUCUGCUGCUGUUGCUGCUGGAGCUGCAUCUCCUUGAUGAGCCUGGUGCCGGCCUGGAUCUUCUGCUGCUGUUGGGCUUCUGGUCGAUAAGCCUCCCUAUCGGUGGAGAUGCCAUCCUUGUACCCCUCCUCAAUCAGCCGCUCCGCGAUGCGAUACCGGUCCCCCCCCGCCGACUGCUGGAGAACCGACAGAUCCUCAUGAUGCCUUAUGUGCGCCCCCCGAGAGAUCUCGUACACCUGUCCGUCAUAGUCGACCGUCGUGGAGCUACCCGCACCCAUUUCGUGGAGCAGGAGCAGGUAUUUAGGGUUUCACGGAAGAGGUAAAUCUUCUUCCGGAGGUGUUUGUUGUUGUAAGCGACUGAUCCGUUGUCCCAGUGUGCAUUUCUG